Messenger RNA from Penicillium manginii, 1950 nucleotides. Its product is annotated as glycerol-3-phosphate dehydrogenase GUT2. Gene Ontology annotation, cellular component: mitochondrion; glycerol-3-phosphate dehydrogenase (FAD) complex. Lineage: Eukaryota; Fungi; Ascomycota; Eurotiomycetes; Eurotiales; Aspergillaceae. The coding region runs from base 1 to 1950 and encodes 649 amino acids. The transcript has 3 exons. Gene Ontology annotation, biological process: glycerol-3-phosphate metabolic process. Gene Ontology annotation, molecular function: glycerol-3-phosphate dehydrogenase (quinone) activity. The record is from RefSeq and is a predicted model, not a curated record.
AUGGCCGCUCGUCAUUCGCGCAAGCUCCUGCGACCUCUGCUCUACACCUCCGCGGCCGCGGCCGCCGGAGCGGGCCUUCUCUACAUCUCCUACCGUCCUCACUUGAAGAAGAGCCAGCAAGAAGACGAGCCUUAUGACCUGUUGGUCAUUGGUGCCGGAGCUACCGGCUCCGGUAUCGCUCUCGAUGCUGCGACGCGAGGAUUGAGGGUCGCGAUGGUUGAGCGCGACGAUUUCAGUUCCGGAACUUCUAGCAAGAGUACUAAGUUGGUUCACGGUGGUGUUCGUUACUUGGAGAAGGCUUUCUGGGAGUUGGAUUACAACCAGUACGCAUUGGUGAAGGAGGCUCUUCGUGAGCGUCGCUGGUUUUUGAACACAGCUCCACACUUGUCAUCAUGGCUGCCCAUCAUGGUGCCGCUGCAAAAAUGGUGGCAGGCUCCCUACUUCUGGGCAGGUUGCAAGGCCUAUGACCUUCUGGCUGGCUCCGAGGGCAUUGAGAGCUCCUACUUCCUGACCAAGAGUAAGGCCAUUGACUCUUUCCCCAUGCUGAAGCGUGACAAUGUGGUCGGUGCCAUGGUCUACUAUGAUGGUGCUCACAACGAUUCUCGCAUGAAUGUUUCCCUAGCCAUGACCGCCGCCCUCUACGGCAGUACCGUGGUGAACCACAUGGAGGUCACCGGUCUGACCAAGGAUGCGGAUGGAAAGCUGUGCGGUGCGGUCAUGAAGGAUGUGAUCCCCGGAAAGGAUGGCAAGGAGAGUAAGGAGUUCACGAUCCGCGCCAAGGGUAUCAUCAAUGCCACUGGUCCCUUCUGUGACUCUAUCCGCAAGAUGGACGAGCCCGAGACCAAGGAGAUCGUUGCGCCCAGCUCUGGUGUUCACAUCAUCCUCCCCGGUUACUACAGCCCCUCGGACAUGGGUCUCAUCGACCCGUCUACUUCUGACGGCCGUGUCAUCUUCUUCCUUCCCUGGCAGGGUAACACCAUCGCCGGUACCACCGAUGCCCCCACCGAGAUCACCGCCAACCCCGAGCCUUCCGAGGAGGAUAUCAACUGGAUUCUGAAGGAGAUUCGCGGUUAUCUGGCUCCCGAUAUCAACGUGGAGCGUGGUGAUGUCCUGGCCGCUUGGUCCGGUAUCCGUCCCCUGGUGCGCGACCCCAACAAGACCAGCUCCCAGGCUCUGGUCCGCAACCACCUGGUCUCCGUCUCUGCUUCCGGCCUGUUGACCUGCGCCGGUGGUAAGUGGACCACCUACCGCCAGAUGGCCGAGGAGGCUGUCGAUGAGGCUAUCAGCUCUUUCAAGCUGAAGCCCCGCUCCCUGACCAACAUCCCCGACAUCAGUGGUGUUGGUGGCAGCGGCCUCGUGGCUGACGGUGCUACCCUGAACGGUACCUGCCAGACCCACCAAGUGCGUCUGAUCGGUGCCCACGGUUUCUCCAAGACUCUUUUCAUUAACCUGAUCCAACACUUUGGUCUCGAGACCGACGUCGCUAAGCACCUCACCGAGUCCUACGGUGACCGUGCCUGGCAAGUUGCUGCCCUCUCCGCCCCAACCCACGAGCGUUUCCCCGUCCGUGGCUGCCGUAUCUCUCCCCUGUACCCCUUCGUCGAUGGCGAGGUCCGCUACGCCGUCCGCCACGAGUAUGCUCAGACUGCCGUUGACGUCAUUGCCCGCCGUACUCGUCUGGCCUUCCUGAACGCCGAGGCUGCCCUGGAGGCCCUUCCCCAAGUCAUCGAUCUGAUGGGUGAUGAGUUGAACUGGACCCCUUCGCGCAAGGAUGUCGAGUGGAAGGACUCACUCAAGUACCUGGCCUCCAUGGGUCUCCCUCAGACUUUCAUGAAGCUGUCCCGGAAGGAGGUGCAGAGUGGCCGAGUGAUGGAGCUUGAUGAGGAAGCAUACAAGAACUUCUCUCGCACUGGUAAGCCACCACCCUAUCUACCUUCUACCUACCUAUGA